ACAAAAUGAAGGAAAUAUGCCCCAAUUAUCGACAAAAAAUCCAACUGGUUCAAGGUGAUUGCUCCGUGAGUGGACUCGGGCUGGGAACGUCCGACAGACAAAUGCUCAUAUCAAACACAGAUAUAAUUUUCCAUUUGGCGGCUACAGUUAGAUUCAACGCUGAUUUGAAAACUGCCUAUCGCAUAAAUGUAUGCGGGACGAAAGGUCUGAUUCUUUUGGCGAAACAGAUGGGAAACCUGAAGAGCUUCGUACACGUGUCUACUGCAUAUUCAAAUUUCCCUGUGAAUUAUAUCCAAGAAAAACUCUACGAUAUGCCAGAAUCUUUGGAAGAGAUGUGUCAAACAAUUGAAAAACUUGAUGAAGAUUAUAUAAACAAAUAUACGGAAAGAAUAAUCGAACCAUGGCCCAACACUUACACAUUUACAAAAGCCAUAGCAGAAAUGGUUAUCAAAAAUGGAGCAGAUCAACUACCAAUAGGGGUGUUCAGGCCAUCUGUGGUUAUGCCUACGUACCGAGAACCCAUAGCUUCUUGGACCGACAAUCUGAACGGACCUUCUGGAAUAUGUCUGGGAAUCAUCAAGGGGAUAUUGAAACUAGGGCCCUGUGAUCACAAUGAAAGUUUGGCAGAUCUAGUCCCAGUCGACAUGUGCGUCAACGGUUUGUUAGCAUCUGCCUGGGAUAUAUCAGCGAAAAGAAACUCUAGUAUUCCAGAAACUACGCCCGUGUACAACUAUGUCUGCGGCGCCGAUAAGAGCCCCAUAAGAUGGCGCGAAUUACUGAAGAUAUCGGCAGUCUAUGGAAGAAAAUACGUGGACAAUUCUGCAAAUAUAUUUGUCAUAUUCACAAAUUUUGCCAUCUGUCACUGGGUUCUGGACAUGGUCUACCACAUUAUCCCCGCAUUUUUCAUGGACAUGUUUCUGUUUCUAAGAGGAAAACGUAUGAGGCUUCUGACAACACACAGAAAAAUUCGAAAAAUGUUUAUCCUGCUAUCGCCCGUCUACACGAAUACAUGGAACUUUGAUAACGACAACAUUACUCGGCUGUGGAAUAGAACAAAUGAAAGAGACAGAGAAGACUUUCCUUUUUCAUUACAAGAUGUAAACUGGAAUAAUUAUUUCGCAAGUUACAUAAGAGGACUUAAGGAACAAUUUCACGUAAAACCAAUCAAUUUGUCACACUGGUUUGCUAUAUUUUGGCAACUUCUCAAAAUAUUGCUGGUCUUCUUCACUUGCAACACUGUGAUUUCCAAAUACCAAAGUGUCGCCGAGAUAAAUUACUAGUCUCAAGGUUACCUAUUUUUUAAAUAUUAACUUAUUUAUUUUUUGAUUGUGAUAAUGAAAAUGUAUCAUGACACAAGGAUUCAUCAGGAGUGAUGUUUCAAAAUGAAAAAAUAUACAGUAGGUAUAAGUUU
This is a messenger RNA of Leptinotarsa decemlineata (Colorado potato beetle), 1411 nucleotides long. RefSeq names its product fatty acyl-CoA reductase wat. Lineage: Eukaryota; Metazoa; Arthropoda; Insecta; Coleoptera; Chrysomelidae. The record is from RefSeq and is a predicted model, not a curated record. Gene Ontology annotation, molecular function: alcohol-forming very long-chain fatty acyl-CoA reductase (NADP+) activity. Gene Ontology annotation, biological process: long-chain fatty-acyl-CoA metabolic process. Gene Ontology annotation, cellular component: peroxisome.